Mercurialis annua (annual mercury) is the source of this 3073-nucleotide messenger RNA. RefSeq names its product exocyst complex component EXO70A1. Bases 476 to 2530 code for a protein of 684 amino acids. Gene Ontology annotation, biological process: exocytosis. Gene Ontology annotation, molecular function: phosphatidylinositol-4,5-bisphosphate binding. Gene Ontology annotation, cellular component: exocyst. NCBI's taxonomy places the organism in Eukaryota, Viridiplantae, Streptophyta, Magnoliopsida, Malpighiales, Euphorbiaceae. The transcript has 2 exons. The record is from RefSeq and is a predicted model, not a curated record.
UAUUAAAAAAAGCUUCUGUGCAUCUAAAAUGGCAUCUCAAAUCAAAUAAAAGAAAAGAAAAAAGUUGAUGUUUUAGAGACAGAAAACUUUUAUGCUGUCAACCACUUUGGCAUUACUCUCUCAAAGAAAACAGUUGUACAUAAAAUCUCUCUCUUACCUAAGAUUUAGGGUUUUUCCUUCACUUUCUUUCAAUCCCUGAUUCCGAUUCUUCUUCUUCGUUUCAGUACUGACUCAACUCAACUCAACUCGCUAUAGAAAACCCACCAAACUUUAACCCUCAGUUUCGUGUAACUUUUGUAAAGAAAAGUAUGAUGAUUUGUACUCAUACGAGUCCUGGUUGAUUUUAUAAUCGGAUUUUUUUGUUUAUAUCAUAAUAAAAAGAUCAAUUAUUGAUUCUGCGUACAACUUUUGAACUUUAUUAUUGUGUCAGUUGAGUGAGAUUCAAAGUUUAAAGCUUUGAUUUGUGGGGAUUCGAAUGGGGGAUUCAGUUGGGAGUGGUAGUAAUGAUAACAAAGAUAGGUUUCAGAAUCUGAUAGCUGCAACCAAGUCAUUGAAGUUAAGUUUAGAUAAAUCAAAAGCUUUGGCCUUUGCUCUUGAAAAAACCGGACCUAGAUUAGAUGAGAUUAACCAUAGACUGCCGUCUCUUGAGGCUGCGGUGCGUCCUAUUCGAGCUGACAAGGAUGCCCUUGUUGCCGUUGGGGGCCAUAUUAAUCGCGCUGUUGGUCCUGCUGCGGCGGUUCUUAAGGUUUUUGAUGCUGUUCAUGGUCUGGAAAAAUCACUUUUGUCGGAUCCUAAGAAUGAUCUUCCUGGGUAUUUGUCGGUUUUGAAGCGCCUCGAAGAGGCAUUGAGGUUUUUGGGGGAUAAUUGUGGAUUGGCAAUUCAGUGGUUGGAGGAUAUUGUUGAGUAUUUGGAGGAUAAUAGUGUAGCGGAUGAGCGGUACCUUUCCAAUUUGAAGAAGUCACUGAAGAGUCUUAGGGAUUUGCAAAAUGAAGAUCAAAAGGCUAGCCUUGACGGUGGGCUUCUAGAUGCUUCAUUAGAUAAACUAGAAGGUGAGUUCCGGCGGCUUUUGACAGAGCAUAGUGUGCCACUUCCUAUGUCAGCACCUUCAGCAUUGGGUCAACAGGCUGUAAUUGCACCCUCACCAUUACCUGUGAGUGUUAUCCAGAAGAUGCAAGCUAUUCUUGGGAGGUUGAUUGCAAAUAAUAGGCUUGAAAAGUGCAUAACUAUUUAUGUUGAAGUUCGUGGUUCAAAUGUUAGAGCUAGUUUGCAGGCGCUUGAUUUGGAUUAUCUUGAGAUUUCUAUUGCUGAAUUCAACAAUGUACAGAGCAUAGAGGGUUAUAUAGCUCAGUGGGGCAGGCAUUUGGAGUUUGCAGUGAAGCACUUGUUUGAAGCAGAAUAUAAGCUUUGUAAUGAUGUGUUUGAAAGGAUUGGAUUGGAUGUGUGGAUGGGUUGCUUUGCUAAAAUAUCCGCUCAAGCAGGUAUGCUUGCAUUUCUUCAAUUUGGGAAGACUGUUACGGAAAGUAAAAAAGAUCCGGUGAAGCUCUUGAAGCUGUUGGAUAUUUUUACAUCUCUGAACAAGUUAAGAUUGGACUUCAAUCGGCUUUUCGGUGGAACAGCCUGUAUGGAGAUUCAAAAUCUUACACGGGAUCUCAUUAAGAGGGUGAUUGAUGGAGCAGCUGAGAUCUUCUGGGAACUUCUGCUUCAAGUGGAGUUGCAGAGGCAAAUCCCACCUCCUUUGGAUGGAGGUGUUCCAAGGCUAGUAAGCUUCAUUACCGAUUACUGUAAUAAGCUUAUUGGGGAUGAUUACAAGCCUAUUCUGACCCAGGUUCUUGUUAUUCAUCGAAGUUGGAAGCACGAGAGAUUUCAAGAGAGGCUCCUUAUUACUGAAGUAUUGAACAUAAUAAAAGCCAUUGAGCUCAAUUUGGAGACUUGGACAAAAGCUUACGACGACACUGUCCUAUCUAGCCUUUUUGCUAUGAACAAUCACUAUCAUUUAUACAAACACUUAAAAGGAACAAAACUUGGGAAUCUCUUAGGGGAUUCUUGGUUGAGAGAACAUGAGCAAUACAAAGACUAUUAUGCCACGAUCUUCUUGAGAGAUAGCUGGGGCAAGCUUCCAGGUCAUUUAAGUAGGGAAGGUCUUAUUUUAUUCUCAGGUGGUCGUGCCACUGCUCGUGAUCUUGUCAAGAAAAGACUGAAGACUUUUAAUGAAGCUCUUGAUGAAAUGUACAAGAAGCAGUCAAACUGGGUUAUGCCAGAGAGAGAUCUAAGGGAAAAGACGUGCCAGAUGAUCGUGCAGUCGGUUGUGCCUGUUUAUCGAAGUUAUAUGCAGAACUAUGGGCCCUUGGUUGAGCAGGAUGGAAGUUCCAGCAAAUAUGCAAAAUAUUCUGUGCAGACCUUGGAGCAGAUGCUGGCAUCACUAUUUCAACCUAGGCCAAUGAGAUAUGGAAGUUUCAAAGGCAGGCAGCUUAGCGAGAAAUUCGACAAUGGGGUAGCAGAUCUUCGUCGCACAUCGUCAGCGGUUGCGUGAUCUGUGGAGUUAUCUUGAUGUUUGGACUUAAAAUGGAACCACAGAUAUCCAUCUGUUGCUAAAUGGUCAGUUUUUGCUGUGUACAUAUUUAUAUAUCUCUUUAGAAAAGGAACUUCCUUUCCAAACCAAGGCCUUGCUGGCAAGAAACUCCAUGAGCUUCUCAGUUACGAACACGGACCAUUUUAGUUCGUGGGGAGUUCAGCUAACUGAUUUGUGCUGAGGAGUGCUAGUCAUUAUUGUGAAGUCGUACAUUGGUUUACGUAAAGCUUAGACGAUACAUGGAGGUAUAUCUAAUCAUUUUACUUCAUUUUUACUCAUUGAUAAGUUAUUAGUAGCGGCUGUAAGAACCUUAAAUGCUAAAUUUCAUGUAAAAUUCUUUGAUAUGUGAUGAGUAAGUAGAGGUCUAGCCAAACUUAAAUUAUUUACAUCUCAGAAUUCUGAAAUGUCACAAAGUGUAUGAAUGAUUUUCCUGUUCUCUGUUGCAACUGCCUUGAAUUUAUUGAAAGGCAAAAUCUCCAUUGGUAAUAAAGUGUAAUUUAUGUA